CCUGGCCGCGAUGCCACGUGAAGUUCCAUUGGUCGCCUUUUCGCCGGUUGCACGUGUUGUGAACUGAACUGCAUUUUUGAGGUAGCGUUAAAGGCGAUAUUUAUGCAUUACUAGAGAGAUUGCGAUGGCGCACACUUUUACUUUAAAGGAGCUCGUGAAUUUGGCCAUCGGCACUCCCGAGGUGGGGGUGUGUAACUUCAACGCGCUGCAUGCACUAUUGCAUGGUAUUUUGGAACAUCUCCAACUUGGAGAUGUGCAGAAGACGGUGGAAGAAGUAGAGGUUGAGUUUAUCAAACCCAAGAGCUCUAAGGGCGAGGUUCCUGCAGAAGAAGCCCCUGCUUCAGAAGAAGGUCCACCCAAGGAGAAUGGAAGGUCUGUUUCUCUCUUCCACCAACUGGAAGAAAAAGUUGCAAAGCUCCAAAACGCGAUGGGCAUCUUGGGACAAUUGCCCAGUGUUCCAGAACUCAUGGCCCGCAGCCAAGAGGAGACGGGCGGCAGGAAAAGCUCUCUAUCCAGCGGCAGUGGAGGGCCAGUAAAGGAAAUGUGGCAACUCAUGCAAGUCAAAAAAAAGUUGGAAGCAAACGAGGAAGGAGUGCUUAAGGCAAUGGGAUCACUACAAGAAUUGAUGAAUGCAAUUAAUCUCUUGAGUAGUAACCAGGAAACAAUGAAGAAGGACCUUGAAAAAUUACAGCAAAGCAAAGCACGAAACACUGAAGAAACGACUCGCAAAUUGAGUACUUUUGAAGACCAGCUGAAUAAUCUGCCAGAUGGAAAAGAUUUUGUUUUGUGGACUACUUUGCAGACAUUAUUGAAUAAAGAUCUUGAUUAUGAUGCAAAAAUUUCUUUGCUUAGUCUUCAAUCAGAAAUGGGUGAUUUUGAAACAGAUGCAGAAGGUCGGAAGGUGCCUGGAGCAGAGCGUGGUCCAAGCUUAGGUGUCCUGCAUCAGCUGUCACAAAUGCCAAGCAAUCAUGAGGUUCUUAAAGUCAGAGUAGAUUCUCUGGAAGAGGAACUCAAGCGACAAAUGGAAGAAUUAGAAAAGAAGGGUCUUCCUGAUGAUCUGGUGAUGAAAUUGGGCUUACUGGAGAAUGGAAUACAAAUUGCCCAGAAUGAAAAUAAUCAGGAUAGAGAAUUAUUGGCAGCCCUCAAGAGGAAAUUGGAAGAAAUGGAAGAAGACUUUGAGGGCCGCCUUGGAGUACUGCAGGCUGAUCAUGAUGAACUCCAGGGUGUUCUAGAAAAGCUGGAUCAACUUGAUGAAAAGAAAGUUGAUAAAGAAUUUUUGGAAAUGGAGAUUAAUGGGAAAGCUGACAAAAAAUCAUUAGAAUCGAAAGUGAGUAGAACACUUCUCGAUGCAACAGCGCAGCAAUUGAACUCAAUGAUGCAAGAGCUGUUAAAUAAGGUUUGUGCCCAAGAGAAAGACUGGCAGAAGGUGCUGGAAAAACUUCUUUGUGACAUGGAUUGCAAGCUGGAUCGACUAGAGCUGGAUCCAUUAAAGAAACAGCUGGAAGAAAGAUGGAAACAGCUGAAAAAACAGUUGAGAAGUGGCCCAGGUUUUGAGGCUGAUUCUCCAGCUGGAUUCAGGAAGCAGUUACUUGAGCGAUUUAAGUGCCUUUCCUGUGCCAAGUCUACAAGGAUGAUGGCAGGACCGCAUCUUAUCACCAUUGCUGCUUCAGCUUUGCAUCCUAAAGCCCGUCCAACCACUGCACCCGAACUGGACUCCUUUAAGCAACCAAAGGGUCUUGGUAAUGAAUACUAUGACAAUAUGGGCAGAAGUACUAUUCGACCUUGUGGUGGCAGUCACACUGUAACUGGGCCAGUCAACAGGCGAAGUAGCCGGGGUAUGAAUUACCAAACGGUCUAUCAGUACAGUGAUUCCAGUGCAAUGUUCAGACGGGAAGAGGUAGAGCUUCAGGGGAUUGAUGGUAUCAUGUACAAGGGAAGGCUAGAUCCCAAACUUCCAACUAUAUAUCCAGUGCAAGAUGACGAACCCUUAGAGAAGAAAUCAAGUGGAGUGAAACAGCAAGUUACUCGACCAGAAACUUCUCCUGUUACUCCAAAAUGUGUUUACUGCAAUCAAAGUUGUAUGGGUCCUCGCCCUCCUGAUCCAUGUUAUCUUCAGCAGAGGGCCAUGGCGCAGGAUGCUUCAAACAUUUGUCGAUGCCAAGGAUUCGGUCGAUCCACUGAUGCAGAUCUUGCUCAGCAGAGGCCCACAGCACAAGAUAUUUCGAACAUUUGUCGAUGCCUGGCUGCAAUGUGUGCUCCACAAUCGACACAAGAAUUUGGAAAUUCAGCUACUCUAACGCAGGGCUCAGAUUCCUUGUGUCCGAAGCAUCUAGAUCAAGAAGCUUUAAGUCAAUGCCCAGAUGGGAAGAACAGUGCCAUUCCCAAUUGUGACUGGAACAAGUUGAAGCUGUCCUGUGGCAAAGCAUCAUCCUGAGGAAAAGAGAUAACAUGAAGACCUGAAACUGGUGCCAUGUGUGCGCUGUCCAGAUAUUCCAUACGUUAAAAGAUCAUUCCUGAUUUGUGAAUCAAAAUACUGCAGAUACUGAAUAUCUGAAAUAAAAUAGGAAACGUUGGAAAUAUUCGCCAGUGAAGUGGCAUCUGUGGAGAGGGAAACAGUUAACAUUUCACAUUAAUCUUUCUUCACAGUUACUGAAUGGUUGCACUCUUUCUGUUUUGUCAGGAUUAGCAGAAUGCUUUUCUGCCUGCCUCAUUCUACUUGGACGUUAUUUUCGGAGUUGCAUUAGAGUUGUUGGAGUCGUCUACCAGUAAACGUGCACAGAACAAAUUUGCUGCAUGUUUGUAACUUGUUCGUUGUUUGGGCCUUGGAAUACAGCAGAGCUAAAAAAAAAUAAGUGCUUCUUGGAUGGGAGGGAAGUCAAUCCCAGAGAAAUAUAUUUUGAUUAUUGAAUAGUUUUCUGGAGGGACACAUCUCUUUUUUUGAGAUUUUUAUAAAACACCUGUUGAUGCAUAUUUUAGCAUAUCCUUGUAGAAAACUUAUUGACUCAAUAAUAAGAAAAAUGUGACAUUGUUAUAAAGUAUAAUACUCCAAAUAGUUUUAGAAUGUAUUAUCUUUAUACCUACACAUGCAUUUUCCACAUCAAUAAAAUAAUCACAAAGCAUCUUCAAUAUAGCAAAUGUUUCAAGGUGCUUUGCUGGAGUGUUGGA
Mobula hypostoma (lesser devil ray) is the source of this 3165-nucleotide messenger RNA. RefSeq lists its product as uncharacterized. The transcript is spliced from 21 exons. The coding region runs from base 125 to 2434 and encodes 769 amino acids. NCBI's taxonomy places the organism in Eukaryota, Metazoa, Chordata, Chondrichthyes, Myliobatiformes, Myliobatidae. The record is from RefSeq and is a predicted model, not a curated record.